Molecule: messenger RNA, 1539 nt
Organism: Geosmithia morbida
Lineage: Eukaryota; Fungi; Ascomycota; Sordariomycetes; Hypocreales; Bionectriaceae
Product: Acetyltransferase (isoleucine patch superfamily)
Exons: 3
Coding region: 1-1539 (512 amino acids)
Source: RefSeq, a predicted model, not a curated record
AUGCAAAAGAUCGAGAGCGUCUGUGGAAAGGGAAUCUUUGACUUGAAUGAGACCACCGAGAAGCUGUACCUUCGCCUCAUGGAAGCCAAGAUCGGAAAAGGAGUCAAGCUGAAUCGUGUCUCUUUAGGCGAAUGUGACCUUUUGGAUAUCCGGGACGGAGCAGCACUCGAUAAGUGCGUCUGCCGACCAUUCGCUGCUGAAGGCAAUAUAUCCAUGUACCUGGGGCGCAUCGUCAUCGGCGAGAAUGCCCUCGUCAGUGUUGCCUCCAUCGUCGCUGCCGGAACGGAAGUGCUACCCAACACCUGCAUCGGUCCCAACACCUCCAAUUGGGAACUUGGGGAUGCUGACGAGAACAACCGUGACCUGGCGUCUUCCGCAGCAGCCAAGCCUCAUUGGCUACUCACGCUCCUGUUUACUUGCCCGCUUGGUGUUGCCACGUGGUUCCUCUCUCGUUCCCUGGAUGCUCGGUCUCUUGGCAACGAUACGCGAAUUGUGUACCACUACUUCUCUCUCAUUCUGGGGACUUUUUGUGCGCCAUAUAUUUUCUUCGGUUUUAUGAUUGUCAUCAAGUUUAUCCUGGAUCUCAUCUUUGAGGAUCUUCCCCGAGGAUCAAGCAAGUCCAUGGGAACCGUUAAUACCUGGCUAGCAGGUCUCAUCGAGACACUGCUCCCGGCCCCUCGUCUUCACUCCAUGACCGAACUGUUCGGUCAGCACUACGAAGCAACAUCUACAGCUGUUCGAAUGCUUGUUGGUAAGGUUGGCAGGCGAGUCUACUGGCUAGGCACUGGUCCCGCCAUUAGAUACUAUCACCUUUUGGAUAUCGGAAACGACGUGGUGUUCGGCUCGAGGUCGCACCUGAUCACCUCUGAUGGAUAUUGGUCCGAACAGGUCAAGAUUGGAGAUGGUGCAAUGACUGCGGACCGUGUUUGCCUGCUUCCUGGCGUAAGCAUAGGUGAAGGUGCCAUCAUGGGAUCCGGUACAGCAACACACCGAGGAAAAUCUUACGACGCAUACGGGACAUACAUUGGCUCCAAGGGCGGCGACGCUGUCUGCUUAUCAACCGGUGGCACCGUGGAACGUGAGAAGAACCGCUUGGACCCGAAGACGCCGGAGAAGCAGAGAGUGUCUUUGGACAUGUCUUCCACUUCUGAGAGCAACUCAACCUCGCCGUUCGGACAUGUCUUCUACAUGAAGCAGGCACCCUACCAUGUCAUGGGCCCCUGGGCCAUCUUCGGUUACUCGGCGUUUAUCAUCGAGAAGCUUCGUCGAAACUGCUACGGUGGCCAGGGCAUCCUAGGUCUCUUGAUCGGAAACCAUUGGGUUGUAUUGUACUUCAAAGCACUUGGAGCCGAUAUUGGAGACAACUGUGCGCUCUUUUCUAAUGGCAGGCCCAGCCGACUCCUCAGCGGUGCCAGGAUGAAUAAUGACAGCUGCUUGCUUGAGCACACACUCAUCAUGGGAGGCGAUACCGUCGAGGAGAAGUGGACGAUGCAGGGGUGGCCCGCCGAGAGGUGUACUGGCUCGCGAGUCAAAAAUUAG